UUUUGAUCAUAUUUAAUGUGUGUUAAUUGAGUUUAACUGAACGGUAAUUAGAGUGAGAAUUUUCAUUAUUUAAACCUGUUAUCAGAAAUCUAAAGAGACUGGUGCUGGAAAUAUAUGGGCAGGCCAGCAAUUGGUACAUUACAUUUUGUUCUUCACCGUCCGAUUUGUGGAGAAAAUUGAAGUUAGUACGUCUUUGCCACUCCUCGAAUCGAUCGCUAAACUCCAGAUUCAAGCAAACAAGGCAGUGCAAUUAUAAUAUUAAAAUUUAUUUUAUAAUUAGCGAAUAAUCUUUGCUUAAUGAAAUAAUAUUAAAGAGUUGUCAAGUAGCAUAAUUUCAGCUUAGCAAACUCUACGCUCUGCAAAUAUAUGUACUAGAAGAACAAGUGUGGUGUGGUCUAAAUGCGCUACACAUACACACACCCAUCCUGCUGCCUAUGACGGUCUAUCACAAUAGCUACUCAAUUAUCAUUACAGUUGCUAAUUACCAACAUUGAUCACUCUCCCAAUUCCUAACUCCAUAUCCCGACCUUAAGGGAGCCGACGACACACCCAUGGAGGAACUAUAACCACCACGCCCUCCAAAUAAAUCGCGAUCGUAAUCCGCACGUUUGUGAGGAUCGGAGAGUGUGGAAUAAGCUGUAUGAAUCUGGAUAAACUCAGUUGCUGAUUUAUUUCUUUGCGCGACAGCCACCACGUCGGGAUGACACGUCCUGGCCAGCCUCCUGUAGGCGUCCUUGAUUUCACGUCCGGUGGCCGUCGCUGGAAUGCCCAACAAGUCGUACAAAGAUGAUGAAAUGGUAGCCAUUGAUUUGAAGUCUGAACUAUGGUCGGUCGGUCUGUCUGUCUACUCUCUUGAGAGUGGAUGGAUGUGUUACUAUGUAUGAUUUGUACGUUUAUAGAGAGGGGAGCGGGAGUGUGGGGAAUGGUGAGGUACUGUAUGUAGGGUAGGGAACUGAUGUGGGUGUGGUUUGAGGAGUCAUUUGGCGUGUCUGUGUUUAUCCAAAUUGGGCGGAAAAGGUUAGAGUUGCUGACUCAGAAUAAUCUUACCUUGUGGAUAAGAUGAAAACCACAAGGUCCCAUUCCCAUAUCAGUGAAUCAAGAAGGGCAUUGGGUUGGGCAGGCUGCUCAUACUUAUCCAUCCAUACUCCUACUUCCUACUAUAAAAGUGGGCUUUCGUAAAGUUUAAACUAUCUUAGCCCAAUUAACUCUGGCCCAUUAUCUCUUCGAAUACGGUUACAGGCUUCUACUGCUCUCAACAUUAAACCCCAUCUCAGUUUAGUUGGUUCUACUUUGUACUGAAACCGCACCAGAACAAGAAUCGCGUUCCAGAAACCCAUAUCUAUAAACUCGUUUAGUUUUGAAACCGAGGCGGUUAGAGUUGUGGAGCGGCAGAUGGCGGGCAAGAGGAAGAGAAAGAACGGUGCUGAGCGGCGGGGAAUCCAUCCACGAAACAGAUACUCCGAUAAUCCGCCGGAUUUCGGGUUAUUGGCCUCUUUGUACCCGAGUUUUGAGCCCUAUGUCUUCUACUCACGUGACGGACGGCCCAAAAUUGAUUGGACGGAUUUUAAUGCUACCCGCGAGCUCACACGAGUCUUGCUACUCCACGAUCAUGGUCUCGAGUGGUGGAUUCCUGAUGGGCAACUCUGCCCUACAGUGCCCAACAGAUCAAAUUACAUCCAUUGGAUAGAAGAUCUUUUGGCUUCAGAUACCAUUCCAGCUAACAGAGCUGACGGUGAUGUCAAGAAAGGUUUUGAUAUUGGGACUGGCGCAAAUUGUAUUUAUCCCCUCCUUGGUGCGUCAAUUCUUGGUUGGCAGUUUGUUGGUUCAGAUAUCACGGAUGUAGCUAUAGAGUGGGCAAAUCGAAAUGUCGAGAGCAAUCCGCAUAUAUCUGGCUUGAUUGAAAUUAGAAGGGUUGGUGCUGGGGAUAAAAUGUGUCAUGUGGGAGAAUUGCAAAAUACUCUGAAAUUUAGUCGUGAAUGUAGCUCUGACUCUAGCAAUGCAAAGGACCAAAAUGAUGGCCGUUCAGCAUCAUCUGUAAUCGAGAGUCAUUCAGGCGCGUCCAAGAGUUAUAAUGGCCCGCCGGUACUUUUAGGUGUUGUCAAGGAUGGGGAGAAUUUUGACUUCUGUAUGUGCAACCCCCCAUUCUUUGAGACAAUGCAUGAAGCCGGUUUAAAUCCGAAGACUUCUUGUGGAGGGACUUCAGAGGAGAUGGUUUGUUCUGGUGGUGAACACGCCUUCAUCGCUCGCAUCAUUGAAGAUAGUGUCAAGCUAAAAGACACAUUUAGGUGGUACACUUCUAUGGUUGGAAGAAAACUGAAUCUGAAUAUUUUGGUAUCGGAACUGUGGAAAGUUGGAGCUACUGUAGUGAAGACCACAGAAUUUGUCCAGGGCAGGACAUCAAGAUGGGGCCUUGCCUGGUCCUUUUUACCUGCUUCGAGGAAGAUAAUACCUUCCCAUAAGAUUGAGGAGAAUAAUCUCUCUUUCAUGCUUGAGGGUCUUCAAUGUCAGCACAGUGCCUUCCAUGUGUUGCAGUCAGUGGAAUCUUACAUUCGAAAGAGUGGCGCAUCUUGUAAAUUAGAUGCUGUCACUUUCAAAGUUGAUAUCACUGCUUCAAAGGAUCAAAUUGAUGCAAUUCUAAAGACUGAGACAACAGAUAACAGGAGUGAGGCUGCUAGUUACCAUCCCGAAUUGAACAUAUCCAGUUCUUCAAAUGAUUUCCCAAUCCAACCAGAUGCCCUGCGCUUUCGCGUCUUGGUCUUCCAGCUAAAUCCAGGGACACUCUUGGUGAGAGGAACAUCACUCGAGCGAGAAAGCGGCACUGCAGGUUUAUUUUCGUUAAUUUUUCAGCAUCUUGAAGAAGUUCUCACCAACAAGUUCUGUAGGGGAAGGGUGUUGGCUAAUGCGCCCAGCUGUAAACUCGGAAGAUAAGAGUGCACAAUCUGUUGAAUGCUAGUUAUUUACGGAAAGCACCUUUGGAUGACAAUACUCUUUUGCAACUUCAGAAAGCCGCAUUAUCUAUUUCGGAAAUCAUCAGGCAUUUUAAAGCCUUUCAGUGGAAGAGAGGUGAAACUCUGGAUAUCACCAAUUGAAGUUAAGUGAUGUGAGAAAGCAUACUGAGCCGUGGAAGAGAACAUCCAACUGGAUAGCUAUUGGCGGAAACUUCCAAGCUGGGACCAAAGCCGUCUUUUAGCAAUACCUGGUUAAGAUAUUAGUAUGGACAAUUUAAUGGUCUUGGGCACAUGAAGUGUGGGAUCACAGUCAUAUACGAUUUCAUAGCUGCUGGACUAGAAUUUCCCCAAGAAGAUUGAAGAAUGAUGGUUGGGAUUCAUUCUUGGAUCAUGUAAAAAGAAUCCGUAAGGAGCAAGUGCAUUUAAACGGCGUUUCACAAUUUACAAGAAGAUUUUGUUCUUCCUCCUGUUUUAAACAGGCUGGUAGUUGGCUUGUUCGGUAACUUGUAAUAGACGUACUUGAGAAUUGAGGUUGUACUGAGUGUCAUUCUGUGUCUUUCUCGAUUGAAUGGCUUGUCGAAAA
Messenger RNA from Sesamum indicum (sesame), 3531 nucleotides. It is a transcript of the gene FIO1, whose product is annotated as methyltransferase. Gene Ontology annotation, molecular function: 23S rRNA (adenine(1618)-N(6))-methyltransferase activity. NCBI's taxonomy places the organism in Eukaryota, Viridiplantae, Streptophyta, Magnoliopsida, Lamiales, Pedaliaceae. The record is from RefSeq and is a predicted model, not a curated record. Gene Ontology annotation, cellular component: nucleus. Gene Ontology annotation, biological process: rRNA base methylation.